GCAUUUUGUUAUCAUUGUCGAAUGAUGAUAUUGAACUUGCACAAAAUACAUAUUUAGAAGCAAUUGAAUAUGAAGAAAGUGAAAUAAGUGAAUUAGUAAUUGAUCUUACUAAUCCAACAGUUUCACAAAAAAUAAAAUCUUAUCAAGAAAUUAAUAAUACUUAUAUUUCUAUGAAGGAAAUACUUGAUGAUAACCAAAUUAUUGAAACUCAAGAUGAUCCGGAUGAUUUAGAUGAUGAGCCACCAAAAAUUUCUGCUUAUGAAGCAUUAAACAGCCAAACCAUGCCACUUAAUGUUAAAUAUUCUCUUAAUGAAAUGGAUUUUUCUUAUAACAAUAGGUUCUCUGGUGAUGACUAUGACUUUCUUAGCGAUGACUUUCCUGAUAAUAACUUUCUUGACAAUGACUUUCUUGACAAUGAUUUUCCUUGCAAUGAUGAUUUUUCUGAUGACAAUAAUUUUUCUGAUUUUCCUGACAACUAUAACAGUUCUGAUAAUUAUGAAAAUUAA
This is a messenger RNA of Cetraspora pellucida, 506 nucleotides long. The record is from the annotation of a GenBank genome assembly. Lineage: Eukaryota; Fungi; Glomeromycota; Glomeromycetes; Diversisporales; Gigasporaceae.